This is a messenger RNA of Ostrea edulis (European flat oyster), 4508 nucleotides long. Its product is annotated as large proline-rich protein BAG6-like. The coding region runs from base 141 to 4133 and encodes 1330 amino acids. NCBI's taxonomy places the organism in Eukaryota, Metazoa, Mollusca, Bivalvia, Ostreida, Ostreidae. Gene Ontology annotation, cellular component: BAT3 complex. Gene Ontology annotation, molecular function: polyubiquitin modification-dependent protein binding; misfolded protein binding. The record is from RefSeq and is a predicted model, not a curated record. The transcript has 26 exons.
GACAACCGCCAACACGGCGAUUUCCAGCACCCCAAAACUGUCUUGACUCAGCAUAGAAAUUUCCAUUUGUUUCAUUUUGGGUCUGAGCAUAGCAAACUGGUAUUGAGUCUUGCAUUGUAGGACACAAAUAAGAAUUCAAAAUGAUAGACGUAACGGUGAAGACACUGGACUCGCAGAAUAAAAGUUUUAGUGUCCCAGGAGAUUUAACUGUACGCCAAUUUAAAGAGAGAAUAGCAGAUUCAAUUAGUAUAUCUGCAGACACACAAAGGUUGAUUUUUCAAGGGAGGGUUAUGCAAGAUGAAAAGCUACUGAAAGACUACAGUGUCCAUGGAAAAGUGAUACAUGUGGUUCACAGAAUCCCGCCAUCAUCUCGUCCCCCUGCUGCCUCCCCUGGAGGUGCCACACCUUCAUCUCGUCCCCCAGGAGCUCGGGAUGCUAACAGUUUUGUCAUUGGCUCAGUCUCAGUUCCCUCUGAUGCUGUUGAUGCAGAUGAAAUCCAGAACAUUGUACAAGAUGCCAUCACUGGGAUGGGAGAUAUGGGAAGAAAUGCAAGAGUAUCAACCAGAACCUCUAAUGAUGGAUCCUCCGUAGAUGUACACAUACAUUUGGGUCAAGGUCAAGGUCAGGUGGAAAGUGAAUCACAACAGAGGAUUAACCAUGCAAGACAGAUGUUACGGAUAGCUGGAGACAAUUUGCAAACACUUGAGAAUCAACAAAGGGCGGGUGAAAGUACAGAAUCAUCACCAAUGGAUAGCACUAUAGCUUCAACACCACAGAGAGAUCCACCCCAGCAAUCAAGUGGGGAAAACAAUGAUGUAACCAUGGAAAGUGAAGAGCCAGAGACAACUACUAGUAACCAAUCACAGGCAUCAGCUAGUCAGACCAACAGCCAAUCACAGGAACCAAGUCAGGAGGGGAAUGGAUUACCUCAAAAUGGAGCAACUCCAGAACAACCAAGGAUGGUUCGCCCACGCAUAUCAGCCUUAGGAGAAAUGUUGAAUGAAGUUCAUGAGAUAAAUCGCCGGUUCCAACCUUUCCUUGAGAGAUACCAGCGUCUUUUGCUGGAUGACCCAGAAUUGCCUGAGCAGGAAAUACAAGAGAACACCCAACUGUGUAAUUUGGUAGGGGAAAUAACUCACGCAAUCAGUCAUUGUUACCACAACCUGAGUGAUUUAAUGAUAGAUCUGAAUCAAGCCAGGCCUCGGCAUCUGUAUGCAGCUUUUAUCUCUCCUCCUGUCCAGACCACUCUCAUACACCAACAGACUAUACCAGUUCACAUAGGCACAUCGCCUCGUCAGAGCCCUCACAUGGCAAGAAGGAAUACAGGGACUCAAUCAAGCGUGUCCACCUCAUCAAGUUCUACGUCAACUUCUACACCAACCACAAAUGCUGCUGGAUCUCAGACAGAGAGAACUGGUACUCAAUCCACUGGGACUAGUACAGGACCCACAUUUACAUCAGGAAUGGCACAAGCUGGAGUCGCAGGGAACCCACCAGAGGGCUCAGAACCUUUGUUCCAGGUUAUAGACAUGGGCCCAGAUUCUGUGACAGAAAUUUCUGCACAUGUCAUUACAACCGAGAGAGAAAUGCCAACAGGUUCUUCUCCAGUGACUGCUGCCCCAACCAUCAGUACCAAUGUCCCUGGCAUACCACCUGAUCUGAUCCAAAACAUUGUAUCUUCAGUGAUAGGGCACAUAGAUCCAUCUGGUAGAAUGCAAGGGAAUAUUCCAGGAGCCAGAAGUUAUGCUGAGGCUGCCACUUCUACCCCAAUAACAGCAGUUCCCAGCAAUACAUCAACAUCAGAGACUAACUCAAGUUCUACACAAACCAGCAGAGGACAGACAAACUCUUCAGAGACUCAGACUUCUGCUUCCAGUACAAACACCUCUGGCACACAAACUCGUCCCCGUGCAGCAGCUUUUGUAAUGCCAGGGUUGCCAGGAGGAUUACCUCCAGGACUUCAUGGACUGUCAGGAAUGGGAGGACUGAAUGGGAUCAAUACAGGAAUGGGAGGGAUGCGAGGUGGCGUAGAUCCUUACUUGCCCUGCUCGUCACGACAUUUUCUCAGACAGCAAGUCAGAAAUGCUGCUGGUCAGGGAGCUCAAGUACAGAUUAGCAUGCCAAAUUUAAUGGCAAAUGUAAUGGGUCAACUACACACACAGCAGAGUGGACCCAGAACAACAGGAACAGCUAGUACCACACCAAACUCUACAUCUAGAACCACCACAAGCACUACAUCUACAGGGGGGUCUACACCAACAGCCCGUGUAGCUGGUGCAACCACCACCACAGGAACUCCUACAUCCACAUCCAGUUCCACCUCGUCAUCUGGAGCAAUGCCUAACUUUCAAUAUGCGUCAUUCCCUGGUGGACCCGGGCUACCCAGUGUCUCAAUACAGAUGGGAAGCAUACCUCCAGGAAUACCAGUUCCACCAGGCAUGUUUGGUGCAGGACAAUUAGGAAGUCUGUUCGGAAAUUUAAUGGGGAGUGGUGUGUUGAGGCAUGGUGCCCCUCCAAGUACUCCACCCACAGGUACUACAACUCCCCAAAGACCCAGACCUCCAUCUGAGCCCCAAAGAAACACAAGCACUCCUGCUGGAGCGCCACCGACAGGAGGACAGCCAGGAGAACCUGUUUUUGUACAGAUGCUGAGAAGCUUGCUGGCAGGGAGCCAACAACCAUCCGGUUCUCCCACCACCCCAUCUACUACUGCCUCCACCUCUACUGGAUCCACCACCAGCACUUCCUCAGCUUCCUCCAGUGCUGAACCUGUAAUGACUGAUGAUGUGUUUGCAUCCUUGGUUCAGGGAAUUAGCGGGAUUGUGACGAGGACAGCACUUGGACAGGGACCCCCAGAGACCAUCUCUAACUUUCUGUCAAGCCUGGGAGAAAGCCAUCAGAUUGUUCCGGGAGAAGGUUUUAUUCAUGAUGUUUUCAAUGUGGUGGCCAAUCAUCUGACUUUCCCACAUUUAAUCCAAGUAUUUUACGGUUCGGGCCAGCCUUUGGAUCAGCUAAGGAGACCACUACAACAGUUUUUCAGUGACAGAAUAUUAAAUGGCCAGGAGCCCAGUGCUGAAAACAUCGUAAAGGCAGUGGAUACCCUUGUUAAUGACAUGCAGGAGGAACUGAGAGAAACUGCAGGUGUAUCGGAAGUCAAACCACAGAUCAAUCUUGUUGAGACAUGGAAUAAUUUUUUCAGGGCACAGUUGAUAAGCGUCGUUACUUUCAUUAUGAGAGCUGAAUCUGAUGGAGGUUUCGGCCAGGAGCUGUAUAACAGAAUGAGAACAUCCUUAUCACUACUGAUCAUUCUCACUCGACACUGUUUAGUGGGAAGCAUAUCUGGCCUUCAGUCCCUCAUACACAACCGUUUGCAAUACAUCACUCGAGGUGUCAAUCCCAUGAUUCAGCAGUGGAUGAUAGGCGUUACUACACAGCAAUUAAAUCAGUUCCUGCCAACGAUAACAGUGACAGAGGCUGAUAUAACAACAUACCUAGUCCUGAAAAAAGACAAAAAGCCAAAGGAGGCUCCUAAACCCUCCCCCAUGGACACUACUUCCCCAGGGGCCUCACAGCCAGAAGAUGGAGAGACAAAGCAGAUGGAUGUGGAAACGUCAAAGUCUGAGGAAGCGGCUGCCCAGCCCAGCACUAGCAGAGUGAUGAAUGGAAAUAGUUCUAGCAACAGUUCCCCUGCUCCCAAACCAGAAUCAGCUGGGGCUGCCACAAGUACUAAUGGCUGGGAGAAAGAAGUCCCUGCAGAGUGGGUGCCAGUCAUAAAUGGGGAUGUACAAAAACAGAAACAACAAAGGCACCAGCCUCCAUACAGUGAUGCCUAUCUGAAUGGGAUGCCCCCAAAACGAAGACGACUGAUGACACAAGACAGGCCCGGGGAUCUUGCCAAUACAACUCAGUCCCUGACAGAUCACCUGAACCGAGCAGUGCAUGCAGCAGGGGUACAGCCCAUCAGCAGUAUGGACAACCUGAGGACUGAGGCUAGCACAGACACCGAGCUACAGUCAGCAUACGAAGAACAAAUCCACAACACCAUCUCUCACAGAGUGUGUCAUGAUACAGACUAUAACAAAGACAAAUUCCCUAACACAGAAACAUACUUUAACAAGGAUGAAGACAAGUAAUUAAUUUCACAGCAAGGAGAGUUCCAAAGUCUGAUGAUACGUGUACAGUCUUCAGUAUUUCAAUGUUCAGUUACAGCUUGUCAUAUCCUGAAGUUCACUCCAGUUAUGUUGGCAGCUUCUACAAGACUUCUAACAUGAACAAGUUGUAACAAUUUUGUUAUAAAUUAUUGAUUGUGGUACUCUUUGUCAUUAAAUGACAUGCUUGUAGAAUGUUCAUUGUAUUGCUAAUGUUACAUUUUAUAUCUUGAUUUCAUGAAAAGAAUGACCCAUGUUGCAAUGGAAUGCCAUGGAAGACUGGUAUUAUGCAACAAUUAAUUUUAUUUAUUUUAAGUAACAGUUGUCAUUGAAAUAAAUGUACAUAAUAUUGAAAAAAAA